GCUCUCUCUCUCGCUCUCCUCCCUCUCUCCUCCCGCUCACACGCGCUCACACACAGUAGCUCAUGAAGAGCGACGUAGCGGCAUCAGCUCUGGAUUUGAACCUGCGGCAGCGGCGGGACCGGACAUGGAUCUCUUUGAACUGGACUUUUUCAGGGACUGGGAGCUGGAGCAGCCGUGUCAUCUGGAGUCAGAGCGCAGCAUCCUGAAGAAGAGGGAGUGGGAGAGGAGGAACCAGGAGGUCCAGCAGGAUGAAGAUCUCUUCUCAACUGGAUUCAACCUGUUUGGAGAGCCAUACAAAACAAAUAAAGGUGAUGCGUUGGCCAGUCGUGUCCAGAACACUCUGGGUUCCUAUGAGGAGAUGAAAGACCUUCUAACAAGCCAGUCAAACCAGAGCCACUUGGUAGGAAUCCCGAAAGGUAGCAGUGGGAAUGUCAGCAUACAGACACCAACCGCAUCAGCUCCAGAGAGGUCUGUCAUGGAGUCCCAGGGCUUUACUGAAGCCAGUCGAGGAGACGCGGAGGUGGGCGCUGACAAGCAGUCAGGAAAUUCAACAUCAACUUCCAUGCAUCCUCCGGUGUCAAGUGCUUCAUCACUGCUGCAUCAGAAUUCCAAAAAGUCUCGGGGCUCCUCUGACUGGCUUAGGGGAGGCCAUGUUCCAGCUGUCCAGGGGUCCGACCCUGUCGUGGGGUCGGCCCUGGGCCAAGGUCACGCUGUCGGAGGACGAGGCAAAAUGUGUUUGUUCGAAGAACAGCAGAGGCAAGAAGAACUAUUCAGCUCCUUGAAAGAUGAACUUGGUCUGAAAGGUGACUCCAGUCCGUCCUCUUCCUCCUCAUACUCUUCCUCUUCUUCCACAUCGUCCAGCAGAAGGCGCUCCACUCAGCCCUCGAAAAUCCUACCUCUCUCAGAUGGAGGUAAUUUCCGAAGUUCUUCAGUGGAUGUUGUGCAUUACAAGUCUUCCACAAGUGCAGAAAGUGGACAUUUGAAAUCAUCCCCAUUUGACAAUGAAGCGAGCUCCCAGGUGUCCACCUCUCCGCUGGCUUCCACGUCUGUUUUAUCGACACCCACACCGGGGCUGACCACACCCACCUCGGGGCUCGCCAGCUUCCCGCCAGGCAGCCUUCCAGGCAAGCAGAUCUCCUUGCAGCAAAAGCCCACAGCGUACGUUCGACCAAUGGACGGUCAGGAUCAGGCACCCAGCGACUCUCCCAAGUUGAAGCCUCCCCUGGUGGUUGCAGAAGGCCUCAGUAAUGGUCAGGCUUUUGGCACAAGCACUGGAAAGAACAAACUGCCAAAGUUGAGUCUGAACCACACCAAUGAGGUCAGCCUGACCAAUGAUUCCAGCUGUGUCGAGGAGAUUCUGCGGGAGAUGACUCAUUCAUGGCCUCCGCCUCUUACUGCCAUACACACUCCUGGGAAAGCUGACCAAACCAAGUUUCCCAUCCCAAACAAGGAGCCGCAGCAUGUGACCUCGGGCUACAGUCAGAAGCGAGGUUCAGUGGCAGUCAACAAGCUGUCGACAAAACCACCCAACGCACCACAGAAGUCAAUGCUGGAGGAUGACCUGAAGAUCAGCAGUGAUGAAGAAGAAGCCGAGCAACAGGUGUCUGACAAAGCCAUCAAGUCUAGAGCCACAACACUCAGUGGAGGUUCUGGGAGCAGCAGUGACACAGAGAGCAGCUCCGAGUCAGACACAGAUGAGUCUGAAAGCAGUUCCAGCGACAGCGAGUACAACCGGACUUCCCGCACACACACACCAGAGCCGGAGCCGACGAAUAAAUGGCAGCUGGACAGCUGGCUGAAUAAGGUCCAAACUCAGAGCAAACCCCUGGUCCCACCGGUGCGGGACUAUCAUGGAUCAGGCACUGUCUGCCCAGCCGGAGAAACAGCAGCAGCACCUGGAGGAGGGGCCAACAACAAGACCAACGGGACCAGCAACACUGAACCAACGGUAGCGGCGGAACAUAAGGACGCCAUAGGAGCUGCGGGGUCAGAUUUCACUUCCAUGUUGGAUAUGAUCGACAGCAACACACACUCCAGCAGAGAAAAGGCCAAGUUGAGCCAGAGGACAUCUGGAGAAGGUCAGAGGUCAAAGACGAGACUGUCACCUGGUUGUACGUCAGGGUCAGAGGUCACUCCUCCCAAAAGGAUCUCGACAGGAAAAAAGCAGCCGAGGAGAACGGAGCGGCUAAGCGGCGGUCAGGACAACCCAACAUGGAGUCGAGCCAGCCAGCAGAGCCCUGCCUUGAGGGAGAAGGACCUGUUCCCCACUUCCUCUCUUGAGCAUCAGAACGUCCCAAGAGCACAAAUUAAACCCCCGGGUUUGAAAACUGCGCCGAGAAAAGAACCCCGCAGCGCCACCAGCUCCAAUAACAAGUUGCCAGCGACGCUCCAUCAAAUACCAGCACAGACACAUCCAGUCAGCCUGAACCAGGACAAGAGGAAACACAGAGGUCCAUGCAACAAAAUCACUCCCAAAUCUCGAGAAUUUGUCGAGACAGAUUCAUCCUCGUCUUCCUCCGAGUGCCUCUCAGAUUCUGAUGAGGCCAUUAAAAUCCCCGCUGGACCACCGCAGACCACAAGUCCCCCAAUUAACACAGUAAAUCUGUCCAACGUGCAACCGCACACACCCCCUCUGACAACUCUCAGCACCGCUGGCUCAGUGGGAAUUUUAGGAACAUUUGGGGGACCGAGUCGAAGCGUUAAAGUGAGUAGCAACGGGACCACUGAUAGCAGUGGCAGUGGUGGUCUCAGUAGCAGCUGCAACACACUUGGCAUUGGCAUCAUUGGUUGUUCUUUUGGGACUUCUGUCCCGGACCCCGGAGGGUUGGGUGGUGCCUGCAAGGACUUGGAGUGCAUGUCACCUGCUGACUCUCCAUGGAGAGAGUACCAAGAGAGGCAGAAUCUGUGGGUAAAAAUUGACCUGGCACUGCUCAGCAGAGUUCCCAGACAAGGCCGGAGCAAAGGACCAGACAUGGAAAGAGACAGAAAGGAGGAAACACACGAUAACAGUAGAGAAAGACAGAAGCAUGACAGCGCAGACUGGUCCCUGUUGAGAGAUCACAAGACAUUUAAUAAACUGAAAGGUCAAGAAGAGGAGCGUGAACAUUUGGAUCAUGAGAGGCAAGGAGCCCGAGCGCCGAUCAUGGAGAAUCAGGAGAGACUCAGGAUGGGUGGCGCUGAAAAAACUGCAGGGAGAAGAGAGAAAGACUGUCCUGAUAUGGGAACUGCCGACAUCAGCAUGCUGCAACAAGGGCAGAAUCCUAGGCUCAAGGCGCCUAGAGGAGACAGUGGAGGCAAACACAAGAGACCAGCAGUCGGAAACACUGAUGUCCCAUCAGACAAGCACAGGAACAAGCGGAAACACAAGUUGGACCAAACGGAGUCAGUCGUCAGCAGCAAUAAAAAAGGACGGUUGGACAAAGAGAGUCAUGCCCCUCCAGCCUGCAUCUCUCCAGGGCAGAACCACAAGAACAGCUCCUCGGAAUCUUCUCUUAACAGAAAGCAGUGUCGCCGGCGCGAUGACAAGCUACUUCCCCCUCUGCUGUCCCCCCUGUCGGACGAGCCUCCGCACAGGCAGCCGGGUGAUGGCGGGGCCUCUGUGGGACAGGAGAGCAGUGCCAUUAUCGUACAGGCUUGUUCCAAUUCUUCCAGCCAACACAGACACAGGAAAGCAGAAAGCAUCUCAGCUCGAAACAACAGCGAAAACAAUCAUCUUGGUGAGAAGAACAGUGGACAUGGUUACCAUGCCAACUCCCAGUCAGAGUCAGAGAUGUGGUCAGAUGCAAUGAUGGCUCCAACGGAACCUCGCCGGCCGAAAUUGCUGUUUAGUGACACAGUCCACACUGCUGACCACUACAUGCAGGAGGCCAAGAGGCUCAAGCACAAGGCUGACGCUCUGAUGGAUAAGUUUGGGAAAGCAGUCAACUACACAGACGGAGCGCUCUCCUUCAUUGAAUGUGGAAAUGCAAUGGAGCGAGAUCCGCUGGAGGCCAAAUCCCCGUAUACCAUGUACUCGGAGACCGUGGAGCUAAUCCGGUACGCCAUGAGGUUAAAGAACUUCACCAGCCAUUCAGCAACUGUUGCUGAGAAGAAACUUGCAGUUCUGUGUAACCGCUGUCUGUCUCUGCUGUACCUGAGGAUGUUCCAUCUGAAGAAAGAUCACGCUGUCAAGUACUCGCGGUCUCUCAUGGACUACUUCAAGAAUUCUGCCAAGAGUUCCCAUCAAGAGCCUUCUCCCUGGAGGACCAAUGGGAAGGUGACCAGGACCCCGUCGCCUCUCUCUCUGAGCCCCUCAGCUUCCAGCACUGGAGUGAGUUCAGUGAGUGGAGGCAGUGGAGGAGUCCAGGGUUCAUCUGGAAGCGUCGCGAUUCCUCAGAGGAUCCACCACAUGGCAGCCAGUCAUGUCAACAUCACCAACAACAUCCUGCGCAGCUAUGACCACUGGGAGACUGCCAACAGGCUCUCCUCCAACUGUCAAGACUUCUUCCAGGAGCUGGACUCUGUCAUGGAGCCGCUGAGUCAGCAGGGAACCAUGACUCAGCUGGUCCGCUACGUGAGACAGGGACUUCACUGGCUGCGAUCAGAGGCUCACCUCCACUAGAGAGGACGGAUGACUCAGCCGAUCCUACGUGGUACACUGAAGAUUAGCUAACCGGAGAGUGAACGUGAUUCACAGAGGAGCAACUCACUUAUACCAGAAGAAAAGUGCGUUUGUGAGGACGCAUUGUCACACAAACUCUCUGGCCAGACAUGUUGCACUUUUGUUGUGUUGUGCGUGAACCUGUACAGCUGAUUGUCUAUCGGUGUCAUCAGACCUGGCGGUUAUUAAUGCUGUGUGCAAUAACUCAAAACUGUCCUUUUUGCUGUUGAUUUGUUCUUGUCCAAAGUGAAGGAGCCUGGAGAUGAUGGGGGUGAAGGUCACCAGUGUGAGAGUGAACGUGUGUGUAUGAUACUUCGACGUGCCUAAAUCAGUCAAACUAGCUUCAUAACACGAGUCAUAUCCAAAUGUAGGCUCCAAAAACAUAGAGUCAUCAGCACUCAGACUUUAGCUCACGGCAUCUGAGAGUUGUAAUAAACUUCGACUUCCAUGUGAUGAGAAGUCACACUCUUUCGGAAUUUACCAACUGUUUUAAGGAAACUUCCCUCCUAUUUAGGCCGCGAGCACCUCCGACUGGCCUCUGGAAAAGAGGGCGCUGUUCUUGUCUUGUUCUAAAAGUCUGCAGUCCUAUGUAAGUUUCACCUUGCUCUCCAUCCUGAUAAAUAUGGGUCUUGGAUAUGUCUGUCUGCACCUGGAAAAGUUUUGGUCUUGAUCUUUGCCUGUCAAACUCUUGAUCUGUUACCAAAGCUGUUGGUCAAUCUUGCAGCCUGUCAGUCCUGGUCAACAGUCGGAUGUCCUGUCCGACUGCUGCCCAGAGAUUCGCACAGUUUAUUCCAGAAUAAAAGGUACAAGUAGAUGUACAGGUGACAAAAUAGGGCUUCAUGUGCAAGCAGCAGCUAAAUUUAAUGACCUUUUUUUUUUUUUUUUUACAAGCAGCCGAUCGUGUCUGAGGAGAAUGAAUGUUGAGGGGGAAAACUAAAGUGCCUCUUUGUGUCCUCUGAGAAUUUCUCUAUUUAUUUAAGAAUGAAUUGUUCUGACUCUUUCAUACCAUAUUGGUAUAAAUCUGAGAUUGUUUUUCAUAAAAUCAAAGUGUUUCCUUAAGCUUUUUACUGGUGUUUAUGACAACACAGUUGUUGGCGUAAAGAGAAGACGUGAUGUGUCGGGUUUGCAUUUGUUACGGUUUUUCGUCUCAAUGACUUGCUGAUGUUUUUCUGCCUGAUGUGACGAUUUCAUUGCAUGCAUUAAAUGAAAA
Synchiropus splendidus (mandarinfish) is the source of this 5849-nucleotide messenger RNA. RefSeq names its product AF4/FMR2 family, member 2 (gene aff2). Gene Ontology annotation, cellular component: nuclear speck; nucleus. Gene Ontology annotation, biological process: regulation of RNA splicing. Gene Ontology annotation, molecular function: G-quadruplex RNA binding. Bases 125 to 4600 code for a protein of 1491 amino acids. NCBI's taxonomy places the organism in Eukaryota, Metazoa, Chordata, Actinopteri, Syngnathiformes, Callionymidae. The record is from RefSeq and is a predicted model, not a curated record. The transcript is spliced from 26 exons.